AUGUACGCCUUCAACUUCUUCGCCCUCCUCGCCGCUGCCACCAUCGGCUCCGCCUCACCAGUCGCAAUCGAGGAACCACUUCAAGCUCGCCAGACCACCUGGACCUGCCCCGACUUUGGCAAAGUCUACAGCUCUGGCGCCGACGUCAUCGCUUCCCAGGACCCCCAGAAUGGACUCUGCUGCCUAUGGGGACUGCCUUAUUUGCAGGACAAGAGCCGCCAAUCCUGCUGCCGCAACGACCCGGCCCUGCUCAACGACGACACCUACAAAUGGUCGCUCGAAUGCUCCAGCCCAUACUGGAAGAACAUUACCAGUGUGCUAGAUGUGCGCCACUGCAACCUCGACCCCAACUACAUUUGCAAGGACGAGUGCAAGAACGUUCCGUACCUGUACCCCACCCCCAGGGACUGCCCUCCAAAGGCCUAA
Molecule: messenger RNA, 426 nt
Organism: Pyricularia oryzae 70-15
Lineage: Eukaryota; Fungi; Ascomycota; Sordariomycetes; Magnaporthales; Pyriculariaceae
Exons: 1
Coding region: 1-426 (141 amino acids)
Source: RefSeq, a predicted model, not a curated record